CCGGAGGGGCGGCGGUGGAGAACCGGAUCGCAAGGCGUCCUUGGAGAACCACCGCGCCUACUCCAUGGACAGGACCGUGGGGGGUGGUGGGGGUGGCGGAAUGGGGCAGGGACCCCAGGGAGGUCCCCCCCUCCUCAAACAGAACCAGAACCACGGACCCCUUCAACCAUCCGGUGGUGGCCCACGAACGGGCCCCCAUCCUGGUGCUCCUCACUCCCACCAAGGACCCCCCCCUCCAGCAGGUUGGGACCCCCCUAAGGGACCCCACCCCAGCCAGCUGGACCCCAACUCCCAGGCAGCCAUGAUGCACAAGGCUAGGAGGGCGAAGUCUGGGGACAGCCUGCUGCUGAAGAACUCCCAGAGCUCGGACCAGUCGGAGCCGCUGCGGCCACCCCCACCCAGGCCCUACAAGAGCAAACGGGGCGUCAACAAGAGGCAGAUGUCUAUCAGCAGCUCAGAGGAGGAGGGCGCCUCCACGCCCGAGUACACCAGCUGUGAGGACGUGGACAUGGAGAGCGUCAGUGAGAAAGGUGAUUGGGACUGCCAUCCUCUGGAUCCCGCUGUGUGGCAUCAUCCAGUGACAUGGCAGCCGUCCAAGGAGGGCGACCACUUAAUCGGACACAUCACUCUGAGCAAAAGGUCGGCCAUGCCCCGCGAGGCAGGCUCCUUACUAGGGCUAAAGGUUGUGGGUGGGAAGAUGACAGAGACAGGGAGACUGGGGGCCUUCAUCACCAAAGUCAAGAAAGGAAGUCUGGCGGACAUUGUUGGCCACCUACGAGCUGGUGAUGAGGUACUGCAGUGGAACGGGAAGUCGUUGCCGGGAGCAACCAAGAAGGAAGUGUACAACAUAAUUCUGGAAUCCAAGGCGGAGCCUCAAGUGGAAAUAGUCGUCUCAAGGCCUAUUGGAUCUAUCCACCGCAUCAUUUCCAAUAACUUCUUGAGAAAGGUGUAUAGAGCGUAUCAAGACAUACCAAGAAUUCCAGAAACAUCACAUCCUCCUUUAGAAUCGACGGGCUCUAGUUCCUUUGAGUCUCAGAAGAUGGAGCGUCCCUCCAUAUCGGUCAUGUCCCCCACCAGCCCUGCUACCCUCAGAGCCCUCCCCGUCAUCCUGCCUGGACAGCUCUCUGUAAAGCUGUGGUAUGACAAAGUGGGCCAUCAACUGAUCGUCAACGUCCUUCAAGCCAUAGACCUACCCCCCCGACCGGACGGGCGACCCAGGAACCCCUACGUCAAGAUGUACUUCCUCCCUGACCGAAGUGAUAAGAGCAAGCGCAGGACCAAGACGGUAAAGAAGAGCGCUGGGCCCAAGUGGAACCAGACGUUCCUGUACUCCCACGUCCACCGCAGGGACUUCAGAGAACGAAUGCUGGAGAUCACUGUCUGGGACCAACCUAGAAUACAGGAGGAGGAGAGUGACUUCCUGGGAGAGAUCCUGAUAGAGCUGGAGACUGCCCUGCUGGACGACGUUCCUCACUGGUAUAAACUCCAGACCCACGACGUGUCCUCUCUACCUCUGCCCCAGCCAUCCCCUUACCUCCCGCGCAGACACGCCUCUCACGACAGCCCCAGCAAGAAACUACAGAGGUCCCAUCGCAUCAUUGACACAGAGUUUGAUGAUACAGGUAUAGCGGUAGUAUCUGAAGGUGCAGAGCGUAACUCGAGGGAGAGGGAGAGGAACAGCACCCUGACUGUCCCAGAGCAGCAGAGACUGGCCCAGCACCGCUCCAGAUCUGUGUCCCCUCACCGCGAGGACAUAACAAGGGCCCGCUCCCGCCCUGCACACGUCCCCAUGCAGAGGAGUCUGGAUGAGAUCCAUCAGAACCGCCACCACUCCUGCUCCCCCUCUCGUUACCAUGACUCCCACGGGGAGCACCGCUCCGGGGACUCGGACUACGAGUACUCCGAGGAUAGUGAGGUCCUCGAGAUGCACAGGUCUAUCCGAGGCGGGAGUGCCGAGUGCCUGCACACAAACAGGGGCGUAGCUAGGUCCAGCAAUACACUACCACCCAAAAUGCCCCUAUUAGUCAAUGGUAUACACAAGGACAUAUACAGCAACACCCUCCCUGCAUGCCUAAAGAGCAAGCCUCCCCGGGGGCAUCAGGGAGGGGGCGGUCCCGCCUCCCGUAGCGUCCUCACGCACCGUGUGCUCAGGUUCACUGAUGAGGUCACCGUUAGUGAUCUGCAGCCCAGUCUGGACCGGGUGAGGAGUGCCAGCACCACCUGCCUCAGGCCUGACACCAACCUCCACUCUCCUGAUAAAGACAGAUGCUCCAACUCUCUGCCCCGCAGACAGCUCACAAGCCCCAGGAUUUUAGUAGAGCAGGCCUCCCCAGAGGAAGAAAGGCAGUCAGGGAGCCUGGGCAGACCUAACAGUCAGAGAGGUAACAGCAAGAAAGGUCUGGAGGCUGACAGUCGUAUCCAGCCCACCUCUAUACUGAGGGGCAGUAGGGGGAGAGGGGGGCCGCUGCGCCCCUUUAACCAGACACCCCUGGGGGGAUCUGCCCCUAACUCACCACGACAGGACAGAACACACACCCACAGCCCCUCCCCUCCUACGGGGACUCCCCAGUCAGGUCGCAGGGGCAGACAGCUGCCACAGGUUCCUGCCAGAAGCAGCAGUGUAGAGCAAGCUCUAGCAGUAGAGGAGCGAGCCAGACAGAUGAACAUGAAAGUACAUUCCUACCGGCCUUCAGCCUCCCAUGACCCCGAGACGGACCUCAAGACCAAACGAGAGAUGUAUGCGGAUCAGCGGCGGAGCUCUGACAACGUGUCGGCCCGCUCGUCAGACAGCGACAUGAGUGACGCGUCGGCCCUAUCCCGCGCCAGCAGUGCCUCACGCCUCAGCAGCACCUCCUACAUGUCCAUCCAAUCAGAACGCCCACGCGGGCGGCUCAGUCGGCAGGUUCGUGCGGCGCCAGGCCGGACCAUGCUGAAGAGCACAAGCGUGAGUGGUGAGAUCUACGCGUCAGAGCGUACCGAUGGCAGCCAAUCGGAUACGGCGCUGGGCACGGUGGGCAUGGGUGGCAAGAAGAGACGCUCCAGCCUCAGUGCCAGGGUGGUCUCCAUCGUCUCCAACAGACGUAGUCGCAGCACGUCGCAGAUCAUCGGCCCGGAGGGGAAGGGGAAGAAGGAGAAGGGUGCAUCCAUCCAGAGGAGCACAGAGACGGGCAUGGCUGUAGAGAUGACCAGGAACAUGAGUCGACAGUCCAGUAAAGAGUCCACCAACGGCACCAUGAACAGCUGCAACUCCGAGGGAAAUCUGCUUUUCGCUGGGGUGCGUCUGGGACAGCCAGGAAACCAGUUCAGCGACUUCCUGGAUGGCCUGGGUCCUGCCCAGCUGGUGGGCAGACAAACGCUGGCCACACCUGCCAUAGGUGAUAUUCAGAUCGGAAUGAUGGACAAGAAGGGUCAGCUGGAGGUGGAGGUGAUCAGAGCUCGGGGCCUUGUACAAAAGCCUGGAUCCAAAUCCCUCCCUGCUCCAUACGUCAAGGUCUAUCUGUUGAAUAAUGGAGCGUAUGUAGCCAAAAAGAAAACCAAGAUUGCACGGAAAACGCUCGACCCGCUGUACCAGCAAGCGCUGCAAUUCGAGGAGAGCCCACAGGGUAAAGUCUUACAGGUGAUCGUCUGGGGAGACUACGGACGAAUGGACCACAAAAGCUUCAUGGGAGUUGCACAAAUCCUGUUGGAGGAACUAGACUUAACAAGCACAGUGAUUGGCUGGUACAAGUUGUUCCCACCCUCCUCCUUAGUGGACCCCACACUAGCCUCCCUGACUCGACGUGCUUCCCAGUCGUCAUUGGACAGCUCCUCGGGCCCACCAGGCACCCGAUCCUAGUGGACCAAUAGGACUACAGCUGCCAAUCUUAACGGACCAAUGGGACUAUGGCUAGCCUACCGCUUUGUGAAACGAAUUAACGUCACCUUAGAGAUUAACGGACAAAAAUUAUUCUAGAACAACAACAAUCAAGAAACAGAGUCACACUGAUUUUUAAAAAAAGCUUUGUUGAGAUCUGACAAUCACUCCUGGCAUCGUUUAAUUUGUUUGUUUGUUUUAGAGAGCAUUAGGUUUCAGUGUUUCAUUCCAGUAACGAAUUCGUCAUGGUUUUUUCGCGGUUGUAAUCUAGGGCUGUCGGUAAUAAACAAUAUUCGGUAGCUAGGUAAGGCUGUACUGGAGUCGAGCGGUAAGGAGACACUCAAUUCAUUGAAGAAACUAAGUAGAAAUGUAAAUGUGAAAGGAAGCAGGGUGGUAGUUUUUAGUCAAACCAUCAAUAAACAAAGAAAUGUAUGUUAGCGUCGGAAUGUAUGGACCCAAGACAGAGGUGUCAUCCUCCUUGUUCCUCAGGGGGUGCCAUAAUGUCCUCUCUGCAGUGGCCCCCAUCCGGCCCCCAAACAGACUGCCAGCACUUCGGCCCCCAGGGCAGAGUGCUUCUGAGUGGGGUCGGUCCGGGCAAGCAGGGGUCUCCUUCUGGUGCCUAGACUUUGUGGAUUCACAUUACUGGUCCUUUUCUGUCAAAAUAUAAUUUUUUGUUUUCAAUAUGUUUACCAUGGCUGGUCCAAGCCGCUCUCUCGUUUUUGUCUUUGGUACGUUUGACUUUUUUUGUUACUUAUGGCACAAAAAUGUUUUUAUGAUGAGUAUGAGGUUUACGAUGCGUUGUCUGAUGUAUGCAUGGAGAAGAAAAAAAAGACACAAAGAAAAAAUACAAAAUAGAGAAAAUAUCUGCAAUGAGAUGCAGGGGACUGUUCAGUGACACAUCUUAAGUUACGAUUUUUACACUUGACGAUGAGAUUAGUGUGGGAUUACAAUGUUGUUUUCUUCGUUCAGUCACCUACAAAAAGUCCAACCCAGUUGUCUUUGUAUAGAUGUAUAUUAGACCUCCAAGGAGGUUGACCAAUAAAUAUAAUUAUACAUUUCACUUUGAACUAUCACCAGGAUGUCAACAAGUCACUGUAAAAAAAUAUGUGUCUUUGUCCACAAUCACGAGAACUUUCAUUUAGCUGUUUUCCUGGAAUAUCCUUCCCUUCACCCCAGCACAUGUUUAGGGGUUUUAUCCAAAACUUCAGUUUACAUUAUUUUGAGAUUCAAAAAUGCAAGCACAAUAAGCUUGAUUUUUUUUACGGCAAAAAGUUAAACUUUUUGAGAGAAAAAAAGUGAAUGAAAAAUAUAUAAAAAAUACUGCUUGCAAAUGUAAUUUUUUGGUUCAUUUCAUUUCUUCUUUGUCUCGAUUUUUUGGAAAAACCAAAAACAUCAGUUGCUCAAAUUUCCCUUCUGCAUCUUUGUGAAUGUGAAAAGUAACCAAUCAGAUUGAGCUUUCCGGACAGGAACACCAAUGCUCAUCCUUCGUCAGGCCCGCUGACUCCUGCCACACCAAAGGGAACGUGGCCAGCAUGACUCGGACCUGUUCCAAGCUGCAUGCACAUUUUGUAAAACAAAAACGAUACUGGAAAAAAAAGAUUGAACUGAACUAGAUAUGUGUGUUAGUUUCACAUACCGUAGGCCCGCUUGUAUGUUGCAUGCACACGUACAGUUUGCUCGUACUUAAAUAUAAAGAGAAACCGAAGCCAUUCACAUCACGCGAAGACAUUCGAAAUGAUCAGCUGCAGUCAAGUCUAGUCCACAUCCUUCAUUCCGGUGCUGAAUGUUUUUCAAAACCAACUGAUUACCGAGAUUAUGUUGAUGUCUUUUUUUAAAGCUAUUGAACCCGUGCUGUACUGUCGUACUAAGCAGUCCUCACCGCCCAUUCUUUCAAAUCUACUGUUACUGUACACAUAGUUUACCUCUAUGGGGCUGAGACUACAUGGUUGAAUAUGUAUAAAUCAGAUCAACUUAUAUACAAAGUAUAGUUAUGUUGAACAUAAUGAUGUAAUAAGAUAUAUGGAUACAUAUAUUACACAAAUUAUUUAGAGUAUGAUGUACCGAAACUAAUUUAGGUAUAUUGUAAAUAUUUUUUCAACCAAACGGUUUAGUGAUAUUUACGAAAGGCGCCAAGUCAGAUUACGAGGACAUUGUCAAUUUCAUUAAGACUACGAUUGGACUUAGAAAGUCACAAAGGGACACUACUUUACUACAAGGCUUCAGGGUAUAGUCCCAAAUUGCCACACUUGAGUGUACUAGGGUAUCAGGCCAUAUUAUCUGCAAAAGCUGUCGACACAACACCUCUCUCUCCAUGCUUUGAAACCUACAACCCCAGCCAUGUAAAACCCCAUUUAUAAAAACGUCUCAUUUUUUUGUGUUUCAUGUUCAGUGAGUUAUUCUUUUUAUUUUGUCAGUAUUAUUAGGAGAGAAAAAAAUGCUGAUUGUUUACAAUUUAUGUGUUCCACUGAAACAACAACUAUAAAAGAAACGAUCAGAUAAAAAAGAAAGUAUUCACUGCAGCGUUUCUUGUUUGGUAUAACAGGUGUGGCUCAAAUGAUGUGUAUGUUUUAUAUUUUAAAAAAAAGAGUUCAUUUUUAUUAUUUACAAAUAAAAAGAAUGUGUGGAAGAA
Molecule: messenger RNA, 6482 nt
Organism: Salmo salar (Atlantic salmon)
Lineage: Eukaryota; Metazoa; Chordata; Actinopteri; Salmoniformes; Salmonidae
Source: RefSeq, a predicted model, not a curated record